AUGACCCUCUUGUUCAAAUGCUUUACCAUGUUGGCUGUUGCGAUUGCUGAUGCCCCCGUGCUCUUGACUCGUCGAUUCAGAUCGUUUGCGAAGGGAAUGAACUUCUCGUCCAUCCCUUGCAGUCGCUUGUCAUCGGGAGUGCCAACCUACGUUGCAGCGAGAUUUGCUGUUUGUUUGGUUGUCUUGAUCCGUGCCAACAGCUGUACUACAUUAUUUUUGGACUCUCCUGCAAAGACAAACUUUAGUCGCCAUCAAGAGUUGGGCUCGAGAGUUGGUCCUGCUGCCAUGAACACCUGGCCUCUAUAA
This is a messenger RNA of Gamsiella multidivaricata, 306 nucleotides long. RefSeq lists its product as uncharacterized. Bases 1 to 306 code for a protein of 101 amino acids. NCBI's taxonomy places the organism in Eukaryota, Fungi, Mortierellomycota, Mortierellomycetes, Mortierellales, Mortierellaceae. The record is from RefSeq and is a predicted model, not a curated record. The transcript is spliced from 2 exons.